Molecule: messenger RNA, 2778 nt
Organism: Puma concolor (puma)
Lineage: Eukaryota; Metazoa; Chordata; Mammalia; Carnivora; Felidae
Gene: ATXN7
Product: ataxin 7
Source: RefSeq, a predicted model, not a curated record
AUGGCUAGCCGCCCGGCAGCAGCAGCAGCAGCCGCAGCAGCAGCAGCGACUCGCGCUGGCAGCAAGGCAGCCGCGCCGCCGUCACCGCCGCAGCGCCUCCCGGCCGAGGAUGGCGGCCCGGGCGCCGCCUCCACAUCGGCCGCCGCCGCAAUGGCGACCGUCGGGGAGCGCAGGCCCCUGCCCAGUCCAGAAGCGAUGCUGGGACAGUCGUGGAAUCUGUGGGUCGAGGCUUCCAAACUUCCUGGGAAGGACGGGACGGAAUUGGACGAAAGUUUCAAGGAGUUUGGGAAAAACCGCGAAGUCAUGGGGCUCUGUCGCGAAGACAUGCCAAUAUUUGGUCUCUGUCCAGCCCACGAUGAUUUCUACUUGGUGGUGUGUAACGACUGUAAUCAGGUUGUCAAACCGCAGGCAUUUCAAUCACAUUAUGAAAGAAGACACAGCUCGUCCAGCAAGCCUUCUUGGGCCGCUCCUCCCACUUCAGUAUUUCCCUUCUUCCCUUCUCUGUCCAAAAGCAAAGGAGGCAGCGGAAGUGGAAGCAACCGUUCUUCCAGUGGAGGUGUUCUAGGCGCAUCCUCAUUAAGUUCCAAGUUGCUGAAAUCACCCAAAGAGAAAUUGCACCUCAGGGGGAACACCAGGCCAAUGCAUCCCAUUCAGCAAAGUAGAGCCCCCCAUGGUAGAAUCAUGACGCCCUCUGUCAAAGUGGAGAAGAUUCAUCCGAAGAUGGACGGCACACUACUGAAAUCUACGGUGGGGCCGACCUGUCCUGCUACUGUGAGUUCCUCAGUCAAGCCUGGCCUUAACUGCCCCUCGAUACCAAAGCCAACCUUGCCUUCACCUGGACAGAUUCUGAAUGGCAAAGGGCUUCCCGCACCAUCCGCUCUGGAAAAAAAGUCUGAAGAUAAUUCCAGUAACAGGAAAUUUUUAAAUAAGAGAUUAUCAGAAAGAGAGUUUGAUCCUGACAUACACUGUGGGGUCAUUGAUCUCGACACCAAGAAGCCCUGCACCCGGUCUUUGACAUGCAAGACACAUUCCUUAACUCAGCGGAGGGCUGUCCAGGGUAGAAGAAAACGAUUUGAUGUGUUAUUAGCCGAGCACAAAAACAAAACCAGGGAAAAGGAAUCGAUUCGCCAUCCGGACUGUCAGCAACCAACGCAGCCUCUCAGGGACCCGCAUCCCGCCCCUCCUAGACCUCCACAGGAGCCACACCAAAACUCUCACGGAGUGAUUCCUUCUGAAUCAAAGCCUUUCGUAGCUAGUAAACCUAAACCUCACACCCCCAGUCUUCCAAGGCCUCCAGGCUGCCCUGCACAGCAAGGUGGGAGUGCCCCCAUUGACCCUCCUCCAGUCCAUGAAUCUCCACACCCUCCCCUGUCUGCCACUGAGCCAGCUUCUCGGUUAUCCAGUGAGGAGGGAGAAGGCGAUGACAAAGAAGAGUCUGUUGAAAAACUGGACUGUCAUUAUUCAGGUCAUCAUCCUCAGCCAGCAUCUUUUUGCACAUUCGGGAGCCGGCAGAUUGGAAGAGGCUAUUACGUGUUUGACUCCAGGUGGAACCGGCUUCGCUGCGCCCUCAACCUCAUGGUGGAGAAGCAUCUGAACGCGCAGCUGUGGAAGAAAAUCCCACCAGUGCCCAGCACCACAACACCUGUCUCCACACGUGUUCCUCACCGGACAAACUCUGUGCCCACAUCGCAGUGUGGGGUCAGCUAUCUGGCAGCGGCCACUGUGUCUACGUCCCCAGUCCUGCUCUCGUCCACCUGCAUCUCCCCAAACAGCAGAGCGGCACCAGCUCAUGGAACCACACUGAACGCACAGCCCGCCGCCUCCGGGGCAAUGGAUCCUGUGUGCAGUAUGCAAUCCAGACAAGUGUCCUCUUCGUCCUCCUCCCCCUCCACACCCUCCGGCCUUUCCUCAGUCCCCUCCUCCCCUAUGUCCAGAAAACCUCAGAAGUUGAAAUCCAGCAAGUCUUUGAGGCCCAAGGAGCCUUCUGGUAACAGCACUAACUGUCACAAUGCCAGUAGCAGUACCAGCGGCGGCUCAGGAAAGAAACGCAAAAAUAGCUCCCCACUGUCAGUCCACUCCUCCUCCUCCUCCUCCUCCUCCUCUUCCUCCUCCUCCUCUUCUUCUCAUUCCAUGGAGUCUUUUAGGAAAAACUGUAUGGCACACUCUGGGCCUCCCUACCCCUCAACGGUAACAUCUUCCCACGGCAUCGGCCUCAACUGUGUGGUUACUAAAGCGAACUCGGUGAGUGUCCGGCACGACCAGUCAGGGAGGGGCCCCCCCGGUGGGAGCCCCGCUGAGUCCAUCAAGAGGAUGAGUGUGAUGGUGAACAGCAGUGACUCCACGCUUUCUCUUGGCCCGUUCAUUCACCAGUCCAGCGAGUUGCCCGUCAACUCCCACGGCAGUUACUCACACUCUCACACUCCUCUAGACAGACUCAUAGGAAAGAAAAGAAAGUGCUCGCCCGGCUCAAGCAGCGUCAACAACGGCAGCAGCAAACCCACAAAGAUUGCCAAAUUGCCAGCCAUGAACAACGUGCACAUGAAACACGCGGGCGCCAGCCCAGGGGCACAAGGACUGACGAACAGUUCCCUCCUUCAUCAGCAGAUCUUCUUUCCUUGCUGUCGAACAGGAAUUUCAGCAACAUCACCCCAGAGCCCUGAUUUGCAGUCCAAAGGCACGUCCCUGACAGCUGAACAUGGCACGGGGAGGAAUAAUCUGGACACUUUUGACGACAAGUUACACCUCCACUCAGCACUAUGGACUCCACGAUGCCUUUGA